Leptosomus discolor (cuckoo roller) is the source of this 2847-nucleotide messenger RNA. NCBI's taxonomy places the organism in Eukaryota, Metazoa, Chordata, Aves, Leptosomiformes, Leptosomidae. The record is from RefSeq and is a predicted model, not a curated record.
AUGACAGUGAAACUGGGAGAGAGCAGUGGGGAGGAAGGGGUGAAAAAGCUGGGCAAGAGAGCAGGAGGAGAUGAGGAGUCCCUGGAAGAAGAAGGGGCAGGAGGAGGAGGAGAGGCAGCUCCAGGCAGCAGCAGCACAAAGAAAGAAGAGAAGAUUCUUAACAACAACACUAACAGCAGCCCCCCACCGAACCCCGGCUUAUCGCAGGCCCCGGCCUCCCUCCAGCCCUCCCACAGCCAGGACCAGCAUCAUUUUCUGAGGUCCAGUGUCAGACCUCAGAGCAAGAGGCUGAAGAAGGAUUCUCAGGCAUCCUCUUCGAUUGGCAGCAGCACUGCUGCAAAAGGCAAAGCAGCAGAUAAUGGAGGGACUGCAUCUGGUGGCGCAUCAGCAAUUCCUCCCAGCAAUCCUGCUGGGAAUUCCAAGUCAGCAGCAAGGAACCUGGGUUCCUCGGCUGGAGAGAAGGAGGAAGGAAAGAAGGUCAGACGGCAGUGGGAAUCAUGGAGCACAGAGGACAAAAACACUUUCUUCGAGGGACUGUAUGAGCAUGGGAAAGACUUUGAAGCAAUCCAGAACAACAUUGCCCUGAAAUACAAGAAGAAAGGCAAACCAGCAAGCAUGGUGAAGAAUAAGGAACAGGUCCGCCAUUUCUACUACCGCACCUGGCACAAGAUCUCCAAGUACAUUGACUUUGAUAAUGUGUUUUCUCAAGGGCUGAAAAAAUCCUCCCUGGAGCUUUAUGGCUUAAUCUGCUAUGGGGAACUAAGGAAAAAGAUCGGGGGAUGUAUGGAUGACAAGAAUGCAGCUAAACUCAAUGAGCUCAUUCAAGCCGGGGCUACAACUGUUCGUUACAAAGGCAGAAACCUUCGUAUUAAAGCUCCGAUGUGCAGGGCUUUGAAGAAACUCUGUGAUCCAGAUGGUGUUAGUGAUGAAGAGGACCAGAAGCCAGUACGUCUUCCUCUCAAGGUCCCUGUGGAGUUGCAGCCAAGAAAUAAUCAUGCAUGGGCUCGAGUACAGAGCCUUGCCCAGAAUCCACGGCUUAGGAUGAUUGUGGAGUUACAUCGGAAGGUCUCCAGCCUCAUAGAGUUCCUGAAGCAGAAGUGGGCCCUCCAUGAAGUGCGUAUUCGUAAAACACUAGAAGAACGGCAGCUUCAAGACUCUAGAGACUCAGAAACAAGAGGCAGCUUCUCAGAGGAGAAAGUGAUGCUCCAUCUCUUUCCAGGAGAGAAUUGUACCCUCACUCCGCUGCCAGGGGUAGCCAGAGUGGUGCACUCCAAGGCUUUCUGCACAGUGCAUUGGCAGGAAACUGGCAAAUGCAAACAGAACACAAAAGACUCUCACUUACUGCCCCCUGCACAAAUCCUAGGGAUACAGAGUGGUCAGGGGACAGCAAGGGGACAGCUAAAAUACACGCGGGGAACAGAAGGUAAGGGUGUUGGAAGGGCAGAGAGCACUACAGAGUCAAGCAGAACCUCUCAGCAUGCAGCUGAAGUUUCUGCAAGCACUGAAGAUGGCAGCCCAGAGCCUGGCCUGGUAGAAGGAACAGCCUCAAGUCUUGGCAUCGCUAGUUGUCUCCAAAAACCACCUUCUGGACUUCAAGAUCCAGGAGGGAACCAUGAAAAGCUGAGCUCGGUGGCCUUCUGUGUGGAGGGCAGGGAGGCCCUGGCUAGUGACCAAGCAGCUGUGCUACCAUCAUGCACCACAGCUUGUGCUUGCAGUAAGAUUCCUGAUGUGGAGGAGCUCUCUCUGCUCGAUCCAUUCCCACGGUACAUGAAGUCCUGUCAGGACCUGAUCGUCCCAGAGAAAUGUUCUUGCACAGACAAACUGCAUGGGAGAGACUCUACUCCAGCAGCUGAUGAUUCUUCUCCUGUGGCUUUUCCAAGUGGGAGGAGCACGGAGACGUCUGACUCCUGUUCACAGCUACUGAGAGGUGGUGUGGCUUCACCUGGCAGUGGCCCAUCCAGAUACGAAACUCAGGCUAGCCACAGCCAGGGCCAGCAGCUUGAUGCUUGUACCAAGGAUAUAACAGAUGCAGUAAUGGAGGAUUCUCAAGAGAAGCUGGGCUCCUCAUUUCCACCUCCACCUCAGGGACAAUCUAGUACAAAGUCUCUCAAGGAUGACCCAAGCCGGCUCUCUCAACAGGUUAGAGAAGAAGGAUGGAGUCUACGAACUUCUGAGAGCCUUACGCUGGCUGAAGUCUACCUCAUGAUGGGCAAACCGAACAAGUUGCAGCUGGAAUAUGACUGGCUGGCUGUCUUGGAGCCAGAAACCCAGGAUGCUAGGGAGCAAACAUCUGAGUCAAGUGCUGUUCCUGCAUGUACCACCUUUCACAAGCAGAGACUCCUAAACUGCCUUUUAAAACUCAUCUCUACUGAAGUCAAUCCCAAACCAAUGCCCGAGAUGAGCUCUGUUGCCACGUCACCUAUAAAGCCUGCUCAAGAGGAACAGUCACUGACUCCUCCGGGAAAGGUGAUUGCCAUCAGCACCAGGAGUCCUGGCUGUGCACGAAAUCAAUCUGCCCUUCGCAACAACAAGACUUUUUCUCCUGGUGCUGCUUCCAGCUCCUCAGGUUUGAGAAAUCUCCCUAGACCUCUCUUGGUGGCUGGUCCUUCAAGUUCUGGAAGCGCUGAUGCUGAUGGUGGACUCUUCGCUGUUCCUACAACUCUGCCACCCAACAGCCGCCAUGGGAAACUGUUCUUGCCUAGCAAAGAAGCAGAACUGACCUUCCGGCAGCACUUAGACACAAUCAGUAUGCAGUCGGACUUCUUCUUGCCAAAGCCAAGGAAGUUACGGAACAGGCACUUGCGGAAGCCGUUAGUAGUACAGGUCAGAACGAUUUGCAAAGUGUGA